UUGUAUUGUCAAAUUUAGUUUCGAACUAAGUUCAGUUCUACAUUUAAAAUACGCUUUUAUAGCAAAUCUUUAAAUUGGCAGAAAAAUAAAAGCUGGCAUUGUGACAAUUUAUUUGGCUCAUUUUGUGUUUACUCCGCGACAGCUGUUGCCUUGGUUUGAGCCUCAAAAAAUGAGGCAAAGUCGUGCGUAAACAUUUUACUGACGGAACUUGGAGACCAUAUACAAAUUACAGUGAAACAUGGCUAACUUGAUACUUUUAUAUUGUAUAACCUUAGGAAAGCAAACACAGGAUGUUACUAAUUCAUAGGAAACUGGUUUAAUAGAAUAACCACUGUUCCACCCACAAUUGUUUACAAAUUUUGGGAAUGGCCCUCCAUAUUCAUAUCUUCUGAUUCAUAGCACAUUUACUUUGUUUUGCUCCGACUACUCGAAACUUCUGAAUAUUUACUCACAUGUUCGGUGUCAUAUUUGUGGUAAGCCAUAAACAAGAACUACUUCCAACUAAAUAUGGUAUAUCGUAGGCCAUGAAACCUUGAUGAUUGUUAGCAUAAUGUAAUCAUGUCACAAUCAAUUGAUCGAUUUGGACCACUUUUUAAAGAUAUAAAAACAAAGAUAAACUAAUUGGAAAUCAUAGUCUCAGUUGCACUCAGCCUGUAUACAUUUGAUAAUCAUGCGAUCCAUAGCAUUUGCCCUACUGAUCUUUGCCGGUAUCCUGGCCUAUGGCAAUGCAGCUCCCCAGGUGAAUUUGGGUUGGCUGCAGGCGGUCCUGGCAGAGGCUGGUCAAAGGAAUACGACGGUUAAGUUUGGUAACAACACGGUGAUCAUUACGGGAGUGUCCAAUGCCGUUGCCAACAGCAACGAGGGAAAUACUCGCCCAUCUCAACAACAUAACCCAUGGAACAACAAUUGGUAUCCGUACUAUAACAAUGGUUACUAUCGCAUCAUGCCCACCAUUAAUGGUCAGAUUGUCGAGGGUCCACAGUCCAGUGCAGAGGAAUCCCACGAGAUUUCCCAAGAGUUUUCUCAUGAGAUCUCCCAGAGUGACGAGGAAUCUGGCGAAGAUCAAUACCACCAGGAAGAUCAAACUGAAGAGGACGAAGACGACGACGAAACAGAUCUUUCAGAGGAUCAGCUUGAUGAUCUAGAAGAGGAUCAGCUCGAUAAAGAGGAAGAGGUGGAAGAUGGUCACCAUGACCAAUCCGAGGAGGCUGGCCAGGAAGACAACGAAAAUGAAGAUGAGCUGAUCGAUCCAGAGGAAGAUGCUAUUGACCAGGCUCUAGAUGACAUCGAAAAAGAGAUAGCCGCUAGGGAAAAUGAAUAGGCAAUUAACCCUAUUGAAAGUUUUCAUAAAAAACCACUAAAUGUUACAUUAUUUUCAUUUCAUA
Molecule: messenger RNA, 1385 nt
Organism: Drosophila mauritiana
Lineage: Eukaryota; Metazoa; Arthropoda; Insecta; Diptera; Drosophilidae
Gene: EAChm
Product: acidic leucine-rich nuclear phosphoprotein 32 family member B
Exons: 2
Coding region: 671-1321 (216 amino acids)
Source: RefSeq, a predicted model, not a curated record